Molecule: messenger RNA, 2653 nt
Organism: Zophobas morio
Lineage: Eukaryota; Metazoa; Arthropoda; Insecta; Coleoptera; Tenebrionidae
Product: zinc finger Y-chromosomal protein 1-like
Exons: 3
Coding region: 185-1162 (325 amino acids)
Biological process (GO): regulation of transcription by RNA polymerase II
Molecular function (GO): RNA polymerase II transcription regulatory region sequence-specific DNA binding; DNA-binding transcription factor activity, RNA polymerase II-specific
Source: RefSeq, a predicted model, not a curated record
CUGUGUUGACGUUUGAUACAGUUGUUCUUUGUUGGUAAAAGAAUAGUUUAAACACAAAAAUCGGUUUUAAAGACGAUAAAGAAUGAAAAACACGAGUUUUCGAGUGACUUGAGGCUCUAGCUGAAUCAAACGUGGUUCUAUGCAGAAAUAGAAAUUGUGAGGUUAUGUUAUAACAGAAUUUAUUAUGGCGAGCAUGUUUGGAUUCCCCUAUUCAAGGAUAAGCCCCUUCGAGUGCGAAAAUGCCCCCAUCGAGAAGUACCAUUGCACCCAGUGUAGUUACCAGACCAAACUAACCCUUCGUUUCAAACUGCACCUCCAAGACCACAAAUACGAAGGUUUAACAAAAGAAGAAUCCAUCCGCAGCUACGUUUGUCAAAAGUGCGACUUUGAAACCCACUUCGUAAUGAAAUGGCUUCAGCACGCCAUUGCUUGCUUCCGAUUAACCGAAACCAGCCAAAUCAUGGCUUCUCUCGAAGACCUCCGCACCACAGUCACCACAUGGUACUACUGCGACCAGUGCGAGCGCAAAUACAAAAUAAAAGAAUCUCUAAAAACCCACAAAAUCCUCCAACACACCAACGACACAGAAAUUCGUUGGUUCCACUGUCCGUCCUGUUCAUACAAAGCCAAACAUAAAGGCUACCUAAAGCGACACAUAAACGCCUGGCACACGAACGAAGAAGACGUCAAGUGGCACAAAUGUGACGAAUGUCCCUACAAAGCCAAAAAAAGAUACAUUUUGAAAUCGCACAUCAACGCGCACCAUUCGCUCGGAGAGAACAUCAAGUGGUACAAGUGUGAACAAUGUCCAUUCAAAGCUAAACAAGUCUCGAAUUUAAAAAGCCACGUGAACGCGAUCCACGUGGACGUGGAAAGAGUCAAGUGGUACGGGUGCAAAGAGUGCAGCUACAAGAGCAAGUUCAGCUCGAAUUUGAACAAACACAUGAAGCGACAGCAUUCGGAGAGGAAGGAAGUUACGUGGUUCGACUGCGACAAGUGCGAUUACAAAAGUAAGCAGAAGUGUGAUUUGAUGAGGCACGUGAAUGCGAGGCACUUAAGUAAGGGGGAGGUGAAGUGGUUCGGGUGCGAAAAGUGUCCUUAUAAGGCCAAACAGAGCUACCAUUUGAAAUGUCACAUGAUUGCGAGGCAUAUGGAUAAGUAACGAUGUGUAUAGUGGGUUGCAUACACGCGGUGGGUGAUAAAGUGAGGUUGUGUUGUUUUAUUAGUACUUUAAAGUUGCUGAAACUUUCGCUUGUGGGUGAUUUGUCACUGGAGUGAAACGAACAAAGACGCAAACGCCCAAUUUUACGCACCAUUUGGACUAAUAAUGAUUAUUUUUUUGUUUAUUGGUUUGGGGCUUCUAGUUAUAAAACAAAAGUAACUAAAUUUGACAUUUCUGCUUCUGUCAUGUUAAUUUUGGGCAAUAAACAAUCAAAAUAGAACAAGUUUGUGUUAUUUAAGUCGAGAAAUAGCGUUUUGUCGUGUUAAUUUAACAUAAAUGGUGUUCGUAAUUACAAGAACAAGCUGAAAAUUGACUGGCUCGAUUUUGAGGUUAGGUUAAGAACUUUAUUUUGAUAAUGAGUUUACUACAAUGUCAAUUCUGGAUUCAGAAAAUUUUGUGCACCACUGUGAAGUUUGCCCCUAUUCUACGACCUCAUUUUUCCUCCUGGCGAACCACAUGAGACUCCACUGUUCCUCAGGGGUACCUUUCAAGUGUGAAAAUAGCAACAUCGAACCCUUUCUCUGCAAAAACUGCAACUUUCAGACAGACCUAACCCUACUUUUCAAACAACACGUUGAGAAACACCACAACGUCAAAAAAGAAACCGAAUACACGAUUCAAACGUACGUGUGUGAACGCUGUAGGUUUGAAACCCACUUUUUGAUUAAGUGGUAUCAACAUACUACGACAUGUCUGACUCGGAAUAACAAAAUUCAAGCGAAAUGUACAACCCGUGCGGAUAUUAAAUGGUCCGAAUGUCACGAGUGUCCAUACAAAACCAAAUACAGUUCGAAUUUAAAACGCCACACUUAUAGACACCACCCGAAACAAGAUAUUCAAUGGCAAGAAUGUGCCAAAUGUCCAUACAAAUCAAAACAAAAAAGCGACUUAACCAGACACGUGAAAUUCCAGCACUCAGAAGACGACAAUAUUCAGUGGCAUACGUGUAACAAAUGUCCAUACAAAACUAAACACAAGUCGGCUUUACGGGUGCACAUUAACGUUCAUCACUUGGACGAAAACGACGUCAAAUGGUUUCAGUGUAAGGAAUGUCCGUACAAAGCUAAAGACAGUUCGGUUUUACGCAGCCACACGAUCAGUCGCCACCUGGACGACAAGGACGUCAAGUGGUAUCACUGUGAAAACUGUACAUACAAAACGAAACACAAAUCAGCUUUAAAUUUACACAUAAACGUGCAUCAUUUGGACGAAGAGCACGUCAAGUGGUAUGAAUGCAAAGAGUGCCCGUUUAAAGCCAAAGACAGCUCGAGUUUGCGUAGUCACAGGAUCAAUCACCACUUGGACGAAAAGGAGGUUAAGUGGCACAAGUGCACAGAAUGUGCUUUUAAAGCUAAACACAGUUCUGACUUGAAAACGCACGUAAAAAGGAGACACUAAAUUUAUAUGUAUCAAUAAAGAUUUAAAAACGAG